AUGCCGAAAAAGAUGGGUGUCAAUUCUAAGGCCGAGGUGGCCAGGGCUCGCAAAAGCGCCGCUGAAACGGAGAAAAAGGAACGGGAGACUCGAGAGAAGGAGGAACAAUACUGGCGAGAGGCUGAGAGUUCAAAGCCACGCGCCGCCAAGAAGAGGGAGGAAGAGGCAGAUAAGAAAGCCGAAGCGGCGGCCAAGCGAGCGGAGGUUCGUCGAUUGGCGGAGCUGGAGGAGAAAGAGCUCGAGAAAAUGAUCAAAAAGCCCGACAAGAAGGCAAGCAGGGUGUCGAUCCCUGUACCGAAGGUGACGGAGGUGGAGCUAAGGAAGCGGCGCGAGGAGGAGCAGGCUCUAGCUCAGAAGAAGGCAGCGGAAGCGAAUAAGCGUACGGCCGCGGAGGAGGAGUACGAGAGAGUGGUGCUUGUGUCAAACACAAAUCGCGAUGAUUCGAUCAUUGAAGCUAGUACUCUUGACGAAGCCAUCGCUAAGAUGAGCAUCGAUAACAACUUACCCCUGGACAGGCAUCCUGAGAAACGCCUCAAGGCUUCCUUCAAGGCGUUCGAAGAAGCAGAACUUCCGAUAUUGAAGCAAGAGAAACCGGGACUUACUUACACACAAUACAAGGAUAUGAUUUGGAAGCUUUGGAAGAAAUCUCCUGAUAAUCCUCUUAAUCAAAAUGCUGAUUGA
Molecule: messenger RNA, 681 nt
Organism: Lathyrus sativus (Indian pea)
Lineage: Eukaryota; Viridiplantae; Streptophyta; Magnoliopsida; Fabales; Fabaceae
Source: the annotation of a GenBank genome assembly